Aspergillus sclerotioniger CBS 115572 is the source of this 2175-nucleotide messenger RNA. Its product is annotated as putative C2H2 zinc finger domain protein. The annotation marks the transcript as partial. The transcript is spliced from 5 exons. Lineage: Eukaryota; Fungi; Ascomycota; Eurotiomycetes; Eurotiales; Aspergillaceae. The record is from RefSeq and is a predicted model, not a curated record.
GAUAUGAUCGGCAGCAUGAUAGGGAAUAAUGGCAGGUGUGGGUUUCAACUCGACAGCUCGAACCCAAUCCCGAUAUUAGUACCCCCUGCUGACAUGCAUGUCAACAAUCUCAAUGCUGCCCUGGCGCAAGUCACCAUCGCACUUGAAGAAGUACUUUCACAGCGGGGAACAGAACGUCUCUAUGAGAUGAAGGACUUGCUCAAGGUCAACUACAAUAGACAUAUCGCCAUGAUCCAGCACCAAAUCGACACUGCUGAGCAUUCGCCCCACUCCCCGGUCUCUUCGGUCUCGCAUGACAGCAUGCUUAAUCGGGUCAGGUAUAUCUGUUACCUCUGCUCUCCGGAGGAGCGCAAGAUAUAUCAGGCUCGAAGCAUUUUCAGACGGCAUCAAUUAUAUCUCCUUAAGACUAUAUUGCCUCCACCCGAUGUGUGUGGACUUUGCCCAAAAACGGUCAGCUGCUGGGAUGAGUACUUCAAGUGUGUCUCCGAGCAUUGUCGCAUUGGAAACAAUUCGACAAGCACUAGCGCAAGCCAGAGUAGACGAGGUAGUGAUGAUCGUGGAGGGGGCGACAAUGGUGGAAAUGGCUACAAUGGACACCACUUUCCUGGAAAUGGCUCCGGGGCGAAUGGUCCGCAGCUGUUCUUCCCAUCUGGCAACAGUGGAGCUUCUUCAUCGCAUGCUGGCCAGAACUAUGGCUUCCAAGGCAACGAUUUCUCCAACUGCGCGAACAUUGCCGAACACGUUGAUAAUAAAACAACCUUGAGCGAGUCUAGUGGCGGAACAGAAGCCGGUCUAGAUUCAGACUCACGGCCGGGUUCCAGCACAAGUGACGUGUCUCAUGAAACCGUGAGCAAGGGACCAUCGAGCCUCGUAAGCCAGAACUUGUCCCUAAUGCGAAGAAUCCAUCCAACGCAACAUGGAAGAUGUGAUUCGAUUCAGCGUGGCAACGACUGCCCGCCAUCUAACUCAUACGGGCCAGUUUCAAGACGCCUCUCAGACGACGCCCGUCAUUGCAUACCACGGUCUAACAGCCCUUUUGACACACCUCCUAGACCGGAUCCCCAUCAUGUGGCUAAUGGGUCAUGGUGCCGGAGUUGCGGGCAUCUUUUGGACGAUUGCAACAAGUGUCACCCUAAGAAGGGAACGGUUCUCAAGUGUCAUAUGUGUGCAGAUAUUGCCUGCAAGACGCACGACUUUCGAGAGUGUGGGCAAUCGAGAAACUGCGAGCAAAUUUUCGAUGGCAACAAUCUGUCUAUGUCAGAUCGUUCAGUCUCAGAUGAUACUCGAUCCCUAUCGCCAACCGAUCAACCAGGGGGUUUACCUGGCCAUGACGAUGACAUCGCUGAUGCGGUCCAUGGAGAACACUUUCACUCAAGCACGACGACUUCUAAAAUGAAUAGCCAGAAGUCCGGUAUUCUACAGUCGCACAUGCACAAGGCCUCAAGUAUUGACAGCCUCGGUUCUCUUUGCCCAGCACAAGUGACUGCGCAUGAUAAUGGCCAUGGUGACUUACUUGGGACCAAGAAGAUGGCUCAGGCAUGCAGUAUGCAGUCUCUUAUGAAGUUGCAACAUGAGUUGUACAGCGUUCUCCCAUUAUGUGUUCUGACUGUUGUGGAAGACUUCCUCAAUCAUAUGCAAAUCUGUUGGUUGAUAUACGAAGCAUUCAUCUUCCACUCAGCAGUACUCUCCCGGCAGGUCGGCCAAAGGGGCUUGACACUGAAAACCGAACCAGCCAUCAACCGACGUUUUCCAUGCUAUCCAUCGGGAAACCUGCGGCACAGCACCCCAGCUAGACGUAUUUCGCGUAAAAGACACGCCCAGUUGCGAGCGAAACUGCAUGUCGUCUUCGAGCUCAUCAAGCUCCAUGCCGCUGCCACAAGGAAGAAGUCUAGGAUGGGCCCAUUGAUGGAUGCCCUAGAGCCAGAACACCCGGAGUCUCGCGAUUUCAACGCUAAACUUCAAGUAUCCGAUUCAUCUGCCCAGGGCCCCCAAUAUCUCCAAGUGAUGUUCAUUCGCGGUACUGAAGCGGUAGGAGACGUUCUCUCUAACUUGAUAACAGACGUCGUAUUCGCAACGGAAGAGGAGCUGGAACUAAUCAAGCCCGUUUCGGCGUAUAUCUCGACGUUCUUUAGAGACAGAUCGAUGUGGUCCGUGGGGGAGAGUCUGAUUCAAUGA